This is a messenger RNA of Cervus elaphus (red deer), 6642 nucleotides long. RefSeq names its product myelin expression factor 2 (gene MYEF2). Gene Ontology annotation, molecular function: mRNA binding. Gene Ontology annotation, biological process: regulation of mRNA stability involved in response to oxidative stress. Lineage: Eukaryota; Metazoa; Chordata; Mammalia; Artiodactyla; Cervidae. Gene Ontology annotation, cellular component: cytoplasm; nucleus; post-mRNA release spliceosomal complex. The record is from RefSeq and is a predicted model, not a curated record. The transcript has 17 exons. The coding region runs from base 132 to 1934 and encodes 600 amino acids.
CGCGAGAUCCGGGCAACUGAGCGCUCGGGGCCUUUUCAAAUCGGGAUCCGUUACCGCUUUGCCGGCCGCCGCCAUUGUCGCGCUCGGAGCCCCUCGGCGCAGGCGGCGGAGGCGGAGGCCGUAGCGGCGGGAUGGCUGACGCCGACAAGCCUGAGGUGCUUAGGGCCGCUGGCGACGACAGCCCGCAUCGGCAGCCCUCGGAGCCGCCGGGCGAGCCCCGGCGAGAACCUCACCCGCCCGAGCAGGAGAAGCAGCCUCCGCAGCACAGCAGCAGCUCCAAUGGCGUUAAAAUAGAGAAUGAUGAAUCAGUCAAAGAAGAGAAAUCUGAAUUAAAAGAAAAAUCUACAGGGAAUAAGAAGGCCAAUAGAUUCCAUCCUUAUUCAAAAGAUAAGAAUUCAGGCACUGGAGAAAAGAAGGGUCCAAAUCGUAACAGAGUUUUUAUUAGCAACAUCCCAUAUGACAUGAAAUGGCAAGCUAUUAAAGAUCUAAUGAGAGAAAAAGUUGGUGAGGUUACAUACGUGGAGCUCUUUAAGGAUGCGGAAGGAAAAUCAAGGGGUUGUGGUGUGGUUGAAUUCAAAGAUGAAGAAUUUGUCAAGAAAGCACUAGAGACAAUGAACAAAUAUGACCUUAGUGGAAGACCUUUGAAUAUUAAAGAGGAUCCUGAUGGAGAAAAUGCUCGUAGGGCACUGCAACGAACAGGAGGAUCAUUUCCAGGAGGACAUGUACCCGAUAUGGGAUCGGGAUUGAUGAAUUUACCACCUUCCAUUCUCAAUAAUCCAAACAUUCCUCCUGAGGUUAUCAGUAAUUUGCAGGCUGGUAGACUUGGUUCCACAAUUUUUGUUGCUAAUCUUGACUUCAAAGUUGGUUGGAAGAAGCUAAAGGAAGUGUUCAGCAUAGCUGGAACUGUAAAGCGGGCAGAUAUUAAAGAAGACAAAGAUGGCAAGAGCAGAGGAAUGGGCACAGUCACUUUUGAACAAGCAAUUGAAGCAGUUCAAGCUAUUUCUAUGUUCAAUGGGCAGUUUUUGUUUGAUAGACCUAUGCAUGUGAAAAUGGAUGACAAGUCUGUCCCUCAUGAAGACUACCGUUCACAUGACAGUAAAACACCACAGUUACCACGUGGUCUUGGAGGCAUUGGAAUGGGACUUGGUCCAGGUGGACAACCUAUUAGUGCCAGCCAGUUGAACAUAGGUGGUGUAAUGGGAAAUUUAGGUCCAAGUGGUAUGGGAAUGGAUGGUCCAGGUUUUGGUGGAAUGAAUAGAAUUGGAGGAGGAAUUGGGUUUGGUGGCCUGGAAGCAAUGAAUAGCAUGGGAGGAUUUGGAGGAGUUGGUCGAAUGGGAGAGCUAUACCGUGGUGCGAUGACUAGUAGCAUGGAGAGAGAUUUUGGACGUGGUGAUAUUGGAAUAAAUCGAGGCUUUGGAGAUUCCUUUGGUAGACUUGGCAGUGCAAUGAUUGGAGGGUUUGCAGGAAGAAUAGGAGCUUCUAACAUGGGUCCAGUAGGAUCUGGAAUAAGUGGUGGAAUGGGUGGCAUGAACAGUGUGACUGGAGGAAUGGGGAUGGGACUGGAUCGGAUGAGUUCCAGCUUUGAUAGAAUGGGACCAGGUAUAGGAGCUAUACUGGAGAGAAGCAUCGAUAUGGAUCGAGGAUUUUUAUCGGGUCCGAUGGGAAGCGGAAUGAGAGACAGAAUAGGCUCCAAAGGCAACCAGAUAUUUGUCAGAAAUCUGCCUUUUGACUUGACUUGGCAGAAACUAAAAGAGAAAUUCAGUCAGUGUGGUCAUGUAAUGUUUGCAGAAAUAAAAAUGGAGAAUGGAAAGUCAAAAGGCUGUGGAACGGUCAGAUUUGACUCCCCAGAAUCAGCUGAAAAAGCCUGCAGAAUAAUGAAUGGCAUAAAAAUCAGUGGCAGAGAAAUUGACGUUCGCUUGGAUCGUAAUGCAUAAUUUGAAACCACGGUUGGAACAUUCUUAUAUCUGUUUUGCUGAAUCUCCUAGUAAACGUCAUUUUUUAAGUAAUACUGUCUGCUUACAAAAAGUUGUAAAAAUGAACUUCUAAAACUUCCCACCAGUUUUUAACAGUAUAGUGUUAAAUAUACUGUGAUUUUUUGUUAAUCUCAAGUUUGGGUUUUUAAGACAGCAAGUCUGGUCAUUCAGUUUAAAUGAAUGGUUAUACUAGUUUUAAUGAAGUAAGCCAUUUUUUUGUUAUUUUCAGUUCUACAUAGUGGGAUUUGUUUGUUAAAAGUGUCCCCAGUUUUUAUCAACUUAUUGUAAGGUAAAGCAUAGAUGGUUUUUUCCAAAACUUCUGUUUAAUAUAUGUAAUUGUCCUUGAAAAGAAAGGGCUCAGACAAAUUAGGAUAUGAUUUUGGUUGACUUUAAAUUACUUUUGUUGAUUAAAAAAUUACUGUAAGGAAGUUUUAGAUCCUGAAGUUCAGAAUAUUUUUUAUUUGAGUUAAAUGAAGAAAUGGAGUUUUUCUUCUUUGCUCUUCCCCAUCAUUCACAUUUUCCACAUAACACUGUUAACAUUAAUCACCACAGCCCCUUAUUUUAUUGUUCCCAAUAAUUCCAAGUUCAUAUAGAACUGAUAAUGUUGUAAGCCCCAAGUACAGUAACAGACAGACUACUCCCAACUUUCUGUCUAGUUUCCAGCCAUUGAGGUGAACUGCUAAGAAAAGGAAAACAAUUGAAAUGUUGAGAAAGAUGGUUAUGUAAGUUAGUCCUCUACUGUUCACUUCUAUAGGAGCAGAUGCAUUUAUAAAUGCAGUUUUAAUAAGCCAUGGAACACCUAGGCAUAGCAUAUCAAAGACAUUGGAUCCCACGAUGUUAGACAUAGCCAUGUCUCCUUUGCCUGCAAAAAAAGCAUGUUGUUAAAUGUGCAUACCAAUACUGUAUUUUAUUAAUAAGCUUCAUAAGAAAAAACACUGGAUACUUUUUCUGUUUGUUUUGGGAAAUUGUUGUAUUAGAGCAAAAGUCUUACUGAAUUUGUAUUUUUAAAUUUUAGGGGGUUAGUAUUUAAAGUCUUAACAUUUAUUUAUCUAAUAAUAAUUAUCCUUAUUUAUUAAACCAUUUUUCAAUAAGGUAUAUAGAUUACUUGUUGCUUUUCAUUCUAACAAGGUUAAUUAUGAUUUAAUUCACAUUUCAGGUGAAUAUUAUUUAGGGGAUUAGAUUUAGUGAAGUUAAUCUGCUAUUAAAUAGUAAAUGCUUCCUCCUGAGUUCUUUUUUCUUCAAAGUAUGUUACUGAGGAAAUAUUUUAAAGGUAUCUUUGCUUAGUGUAUUUCAGUCAGGCUUUUAAGAAUGGGCAUUGCAGCUUGAGGGACCCAGUUCUUACCUUUUCUUGCAACCAACACACUUGCGAUUGUGUCUGGUAUGCUUGUUCCUGCUGCUAAUAAAGUAAGACCCAUUACUGUAUCUGGAAUUUCUAAUGUUUCCCCUGUAACAAACAAAGAUAUUACAUAUUACAAAUCUUAUAGAUUCACUAACUGUUCUCUGCAGAUAUUUCUUUCCUGAAAAAGAAAAUAGACAUAUUUAGAUUUCAGAACCAAUAUGUACUUAGAUUUUAGGUAGCAAAAUAUUUUAAUAAUAUUGGUGAAUUGGUAACCAAGGUAGCACAGAUUUUUCAUGACAGGUGGUGAUAUUUAAUACACAAAAUUCUACCGAGGAAUAAUUUCCCUAUCUGGUAUGCUUAUAGAAGUUUUGGAUAUCCACUGUUAUCAAGGCUGUUGCUUAAAAUAUGCCAAUAAAUUGGUCAUUUUCUCUUUUCCUUUUUAAAAACAUUUCCUAAAGAGGUCAGAUUUAAGCAAAUUAUUUAUAGCUAUUUUUAGGCUGUAAAUGUGUUAACAUGGUAUGCAUUUUUAAAGUUCUACUUUAGUGAUAUACCUUAGUUUAGGUGUUUCCUUUGGGAAAUCAUAAAUCUGAGGAAAACAGAAUAGGCUUCUACUUGAGUCUUUCUAACUUUGUGGUCCUGGUUUAAUACUUCUGUUAAAUCAGAUGGCAGUUCAUCAUUAUUCAUAAAUGUAUCCAUUUUGGGAAACAGAACUAGAAUGCAACUGCUCUUAAUAUUGUAAUUGAAAACUUGCUUUACAAUUCUUUUUUUCUUAAAAGUGUUAACGAAAAAAAACUUCAAGUAGCAUAUUUAUUGCAUGCUUAUAUAUUGCUAUUGGAACUGUAAUUGGUUGUUAAUUUGUUACUGGUUUGCCAGAGUUCAUAUGUACAUAAAUAACACUAACAUUUAUCAUCUUGGGGACUGUUCUGUGAUCUAGUACUUAAUUUUGUUCUUUUCUUGCUUUCCUGAUGUCAAAUAUGAUCUGGCUGAGAACAUUUAUGGAGAGCUUUAAUAUGCAGGCUAUUGGAUUUUUCCAUAUUAUGCAUAAAAAAAAGAAAUAUUCUUAGAAUAGCAUACUAUUCUAAGUCACAUUAAUUUGAGAAAAGUCAGAGGUCAGGAAACUUUUUUUUGAAAGGGUGAGAUAGUAAUUUUUUUAGGUUUUGUAGGCUAUACAAUCUGUUCAGUUAUUCAGCUCUGCCAGUAUAAUGUGAAAGCAUUCAUGGAUAAUAUAUAAAUGGAUGGUCAUGACUGUUCAGUAAAACUUAACUCGCAAAAACAGGAGACUCAGUGAUUUGGGUACACAGAUGGUGGUUUGCUCACCUCUGAUUAAGUCCGUUCAGGUUAACCUUUUUGGGAGAAAUUCCUGAUUUUUUUUUUUGUACAUUGUUUGUAUUCAGUUUUUCCUUCUGAACUAGGAGUUCUUUGGGACUAGAGCUGUUUAUGGUCAGGCAGUUGUGGUUAAAUCUUAAUCAUGAAAGUAGUAGAAACUAAAAUGAGACUUUAUUUUAUACCCUUUUUAUUCAUUUUGUAGUACGUUUGUAUUGCCAUAUUAAAAAACAAAAUGUAAUCCAGUUAAACAGUGAAUACCCAUUGUUUUCUGAAAACACUGGCACCUUGCUAUGUGUUAAAUUAUGGAAUGGGAUUCAGUAUAAGGACUAUCUUGUGGACCCAUGCAAUGUGAUUUAAUUGUUAACAAAACAGAAAUUCUGUGAAUUUGAUAUCAUUUAUAACAUGUUCCUUUGACUUGUACCCCUGCGCUGUGUAAUAGUGACCCCUGCGCUGUGUAAUAGCUGACGUGGUAUACACCUCACAAAACCUGAGUGAGCUUGUUGGUAUAUUAAUAUUUAAUCUUUUUGUAAAUAGCACUAAUCUUUAUUUUUAGUCUUUGCUGAAAAACAAAUUUUCUCUUUAACUAUACUUAGUGAAUACAUGCUGUACUUAUAUACAACUGAUUAUUUUUAAAUUGUGCUCUUAAGAUAUUAUACAUACCAGUUAUUGUGACCAUCCAGACCAGGAUAUAUGUAAAUGCAGAUAUCCACAGUGCUGACAUAAAAAAUGUUAUCACAAAAUACUUUCUCCAAAACUUUCUUCUACAAUCUGGUGUGGUUAGAAAAAGUAGUAUAAUAAUGGGAAGGGAUAGUACCCAAAAAAUUCUUUUUAAGUCUGCUUCAGGCAUGCUGAAAACACUUGGCGGAUCUGUUAAGGAAAAAUUAAACGAUUCUGAGUUUUCUCAAAUGGCCAAUUAAGUUAGAAAUGUCCAUUUAAGAAGCUAUAUUGAAAUAAAUUAGCUGUAUCAGUUUUUAAGAGGCUAUUUAAAACAUUUGAAUAUCUCAUUACUGAUAUUGCUGGCAAAAAGAAGCUAAUUGAGACUUGAGGGCUGACUAUAAAAUGUGAUACUCAGCAUUUCUUUAUUUGGGGUCUUAAAUCCAUCAAAGUGUUUAGGGUCAUUCACUAAGUGUGUUAGAAACAUAAUGUUUCUGAAGUAUCAGUUCAGCAUCUCUUGAUUUUCUACAGUGUGGAUGGUUUUUAGUAACUUUUGCUCAUGGGAUUAACCUGGUGCCUUCCCUCAGCAACCCCAGUUGUCUCCACUUCCCAGUAUUGAUGAUACCUCUAGCCUGCCCUAUGUAUCACAAAAUGUAUACUUAGGGAGUAAAAGAUAGCUAUAGCAUAAUCUUUUUAUUAAGUUGAAUAUUUCUGAUUCUCAUUAUAGGUCAUUUUACGGGGCUUAUUUCAUCAUUUUCUUUCAUUAAUUUACUAAACAAAAUUCACCAAAAGUCUUAGAACCUUAAGAAAAUUGGAAGUAGUAUUGAAUCUACAGUGUAACUUAUAAAACUUGAGUAUGUUUUUUAAAUUCAAUUUGUUCUAUUAACUUGGUGGAAGAAGUCAAUAAUAAUCUAUUAGAUAAAAAGGAGACUUCACUUUAGAUUGUUUAAAAUUUGUAUGGCAUUUAUGAAAUAUUGGGUUGGCCAAAAAGUUUGGACGGUUUUUUCCAUACCAUCUUAUGGAAAAAAUUGAACAAACUUUUUGGCCAGUCCAAUGCUAUGCCCAUAUAUUAGGUCACAUUACAACUAAUAUUAAUGAAACAACUCAUAAUUUUUUUUUCUUUUUUUUUUUGGCCACAUUGCAGCCAAUGGGCCAGAAAGUAACAGAUAUAAUUUUAUUGUAAUAAAAAAUGUUUGCACUGGUUGUUUUAGUUUCUUGUUACAAAAUUUAACUUAGAAAUGUGUACUUCUUGUACCUGAAAGACAAGAAACUAUAAUUUUUGUAAGGGGAAAAUUCAUGUUUUAAUUUUUUCAGGUAAUAAAUUACUAAGUUUCCUGUCUAAUGUACUAA